Molecule: messenger RNA, 2427 nt
Organism: Sungouiella intermedia
Lineage: Eukaryota; Fungi; Ascomycota; Pichiomycetes; Serinales; Metschnikowiaceae
Source: the annotation of a GenBank genome assembly
AUGUCAAAGGUCCGAAUUCCAACGGUAAGGUACUCGGAGCCUAUAGACUAUACACGCAAUGGUACGGAGAAUUGGACCUCCAAGCAAAAAUAUGAGAAUAAUACCUUCAUUGACUGGAUGAAAGAGUCCAGUGCUGGAUGGCAGGAUAAUGCUCCAUCCAAAAAGUGGUUGGUUUUGGUGGUCACCUCCAUCAUUGUGGGAUACAUCACGAUUUUUAUUGACUUACUAUCAGUCUGGCUCAAUGACUUGAAAAAAGGCUUAUGUUUUUCCAAACUAGACAAGUGGUCUCUUCUAAAUCCGUACCUGACAUGUCCAGCAGACGAUUGGUAUGACUGGCUGCGAGUAUUUUCGGGCCACGACGGAUUCUUCUCCAAUUUCUUAUUCAAUCUUCCGAUUUACCUUAUUUUCGUCUGUGCAUUCGUUGUUGCAGCGGGGUAUAUCACAUCCACAAGGGCUCCUUUAGUUAAGCAAUCUGGAAUUCCAGAAAUGAAACUUAUUAUCCUUGGAUUCAACUACUACAUGGAUACAUACUUGGGUGCAUCCUCAUUGGUAUACAAGGUUUUGGGACUUAUUUUGGUGGUCAGCUCGGGAGUUUGGCUAGGCAAAGAAGGACCAUUGGUUCAUAUCUCUUGUUGCAUGUUGACCAUAUGUUUUAGAUACAUUUAUGGCAACACAAUCACGGAGGGUUUGCGAAGAGAACUUCUCAGUGCUGCAACGGCUACAGGAAUAGCCGUGGCAUUCAACUCCCCAAUAGGCGGAGUCUUAUUUGCUGUUGAGAUGCUUCCGUCAUACUUCACUCCUACAAGAAUAAUGUGGAAUUCGUUCGUCUGUGCUACUAUUGCCCUCAUUACAUUAUCUGGAGUUAGACUCUUCACAGAAGGUAAACAUUUUCACGAGGAGGUGCUCUUCGAAGUUCUGUUUGGUAAUUUCAGUUGGCUCUUUAUGGAGACUAUUCCAUUUAUUUUUUUGGGACUUCUUGGUGGAUUUUACGGCUUCUCCUUUACCAAAGUGUACUUGCAUUUCUCCGACGUUCAGUUCAAAUCCAGAAUCCGCAGCAGAUUGUCAGCUCUUUUCAAAGUCGAUGAAUCCAAGGGUAAAUACUUCGAACUUCUCCUUAUGGCCAUUGUCACUGCUGUUCUCACUUUUAUGUUGCCACUUACAAAGUUGCCUCUUAGUGCAUUUAUGAGAUUACUUUUCACAGACUGUCCAGAAAAAUCCUCUACUGUUGAGACAAAUUCAACUAACUUCAUGUGUCACCCCUCAUCGUUCUCGACAGUUCUAAAGUUGGGCUACAUUGUCAUACAGGGAUUCUUUCUCUCGGCUUAUGCAUAUGGCCUCCAUAUUCCUGGUGGUAUUUUGAUGCCUUCGUUGGUAUUGGGAGGUGCAGCUGGUAGAAUUGUGGGUAUCAUCAGUUUGGCAAUACAGAACAGCAUCGAUGCUGAAUACCUAUCAACGUGUACGGCAAAAUCGUGUGUUGUGUCGCCAUCAUCUUAUGCGGUAGUUGGGGCAGCUUCAUUUGUAACAGGAAUUACAAAACUAGCCCUUUCUGUUGUGGUGGUCAUGUUUGAAUUGACUGGAGCAGUCACUUAUGUUUUGCCGAUCAUGAUUGCCGUCAUGACCUCAAAAUUCUUCAAUGAUUGGCUCUGUGACCAAAACAUUUAUGAUGCAUGGCUCAACAACGAGUUCAACGUGCCAGGAUACUCUCCCUUGCACGAAGUCAAUUGCAAUAAAGGCAAUGGCAUUUGUAAUUUUGCCAACUUAUCGAGUCGCUUCAAGAGCAUGUUGCCUGAUGUUGCAGUAUCUCAGGCCAUGAUUCCAUUGGUUAGAACUAGACAUCUUGUCGUAUUUCCAGAAGAGCCAUAUUCAGUCAGCGCACUUCACUCAUUUCUUGCGGACGAUUGUCACGAGGGUUAUCCUUUGAUUGCUAGUGAAACCAAUCCAGUUAGUUUGGGAUACGUCUUCAAGAACGACGUUUAUAAACAACUUCAGCGUGUUGUUGGAAAUGUGCAAACUUCUUCCCAGCUCGUUUGUUUCGAGACAAAAGUUCCUAAGUAUCUCGAAAACACCAAAGCAGAAUUCGAAGAAGAGUUGAGCAACCGAUUUGCUAAUGUGAGUUUGGUUCCAAUCGAAGCGGAACCGGCAACGCUUUUGGUACGAGACAAUAGUUCGCUCAAGAACGUUAUCGAGGUAUUUGAGAGACUUCACUUGAAUUACCUCGUCCUACUACAUCGCAAAAACAACAAUGAAAUGAGUGGAUUCAUUGAUCGUUUCAUUCUCCUGCGGCUCAUUAAUCUGAAAUUUGCUGAGCUCAAUAAGGACGCUGACCUAGAGGGUAUGAUCGCACAUGAGUUCGACGUAACUUAUGACGACUUUGACGACACCACAACAAUGAGGAGACAACGUGAGAGCAUUGAGCUCAUUACAUAG